UCCUUCCCCCUGUCGCUCAGAUCACCCGGGGACGGAGCGGCACGGACUUUCUGCCCGCAUGUCUCCAACAACACCGCCCAGACAACUCCUUUACCCGCUUCCGAAUGCAGCUUUACAUCCUGCAGAUUAACAGGCAUGCCAAAGGAAAAAUAUGAUCCUCCGGAUCCGCGCAGACUCUACACCAUCAUGUCAGCGGAGGAGGCGGCCAAUGGGAAGAAGUCACACUGGGCCGAGUUAGAGAUAACUGGGCGGGUCAGAAACCUGAGCAGCUCACUAUGGACGCUCACCCAUUUGACCGCUCUGCACAUCAACAACAACAACCUUAGCCGGCUUCCCCCCGAAAUCGCCAAGCUUCCUCACCUGGUCUACCUGAAUCUGUCCUCCAACAAACUGCGCAGCCUGCCAGCAGAACUCGGCAACAUGGUGUCUCUCAGGGAAUUACUUUUGAACAACAACUGUUUACGGGUUUUACCUUAUGAACUCGGGCGGCUGUUCCAGCUACAAACUCUUGGUCUCAAAGGUAAUCCACUGUCGCAAGAUAUUCUCAACCUGUACCAGGAGCCUGAUGGAACGAGAAAGCUCUUGAACUACAUGCUUGACAAUCUUGCAGUCCACCCAGAGCAACUCCCUCAAAGACCCUGGAUUACGCUGAAGGAGCGAGACCAAACCAUGCCCACAGCCGUAUUUACAGUCAUGUGCUACAAUGUGCUUUGCGACAAGUACGCUACAAGGCAGCUAUACGGCUACUGUCCUUCCUGGGCUCUGAAUUGGGAGUACAGGAAGAAGGGCAUUAUGGAGGAGAUCACCCACUGUGAUGCUGACAUCAUCAGUCUGCAGGAGGUCGAGACAGAGCAGUACUACACUUUCUUUCUGGAAACUCUAAAAGAGCGUGGAUACGACGGGUUUUUCUGUCCAAAGUCUCGUGCCAAACUCGUCUCUGAGCAGGAGAGGAAGCACGUGGAUGGCUGCGCCGUGUUCUUCAAAACUGAAAAAUUUGCACUUGUUCAGAAACACACGGUGGAGUUCAAUCAGGUGGCCAUGGCGAACUCCGAGGGCUCAGAGGUCAUGCUGAACCGGGUCAUGACCAAAGACAACAUCGGAGUAGCCGUUCUGCUGGAGGUGAAAAAGGAGAUGUUUGCUGGAGGUAUAAAAUCACCUACAGAGAAGCAGCUCCUGCUGGUGGCGAAUGCUCACAUGCACUGGGACCCGGAAUACUCUGACGUGAAGCUCAUACAGACGAUGAUGUUCCUGUCCGAGCUCAAGAGCAUCACUGAGAGGGCCUUGGCUUCACCCGACUCCACCAAGUCCACUUCUGAAUCGGACUCCAUCCCUAUUGUCUUGUGUGCUGACCUCAACUCUCUCCCAGACUCGGGUGUUGUGGAGUACCUGAGUAAUGGUGGAGUGGCAGAGAAUCACAAAGACUUCAAAGAGCUACGCUACAGUGAGUGUCUCACCAACUUCAGCUGCAACGGAAAGAACGGGAAGCCAGACGGGAGCAUCACACACAGCUUCCAACUGAAGAGCGCUUAUGAGAGUAAUCUCAUGCCUUACACCAACUACACAUAUGACUUCAAGGGCGUAAUUGAUUACAUCUUCUUCUCUAAGACUCAUAUGAGUGUGCUGGGGCUGCUCGGCCCGCUGGAGACGCAGUGGCUUGUGGACAACAGCAUUACAGGCUGCCCCCACCCACACAUCCCCUCUGACCACUUCUCCCUCCUCACCCAGCUGGAGUACCACACACCCUUACCCUCCCUCAAUGGGCUGCACCUAUCCAUCCACAGGUAGUGCAAAGUCCUCCCCACCCCCCAGUUAUGGACGAAACAAAGAGUUCCUUACAAACUUAACCCCAACCCACCCCCCUCUACUCCCACUAUUCCCACAUCCACACACUAGGAGUGAAAUAUUCUCAUAUUUUACUCAUUUUUUAACCUUUGCACAGGAUUGUAUUAGUACUUUUUCCAACUUCAAUGAAAAGCUUGAUACCAAAUUAGGGUUGGGAUUCUAAGGCUGAAAAAAAAUGACUGACCCCGAAUGUAGCUCUUGAGUGGAUAUCUAUGGCUGAAUGUUAAUUAAGACGAUAUGCCUUGCGAUUACACAGUUGUUUGUUUUGUGUGUGUUUGUUAAUGGCAUACAGUACAUACAGUAGGUGUAUGGGGACGGAGGUGUUGUCACGUAGCAUAUAACAUCAGCCAACAACAAAGUGUUAAAUCCCCCUUUUCUAUUUUUGUCAUUAGAACAUGUUUUAUAUGAGUUUUAUCAGAUGAAACUUCUUCACAGAAGAAGAAACCCCGUUUGUAAAUGUAUGGAUUUAUGCAGAACAAUCGCACUACACAUGAUAUUGUUGUAUAUUAUGUGAUUGUAGCAUUUGGUACUUUCUAAAGGCAAGUUCCCCAUCCGUCUUCUGUCUGAAUUGUGGGGGACUUGUGCUCUGGAACUUUUUAAAUUGAGAAAUGAUGGUUGGCACGUGCCUGAAAUGGGACAAAGCAAUCACCGAUUUGGAAAUCCUUAAAUGUGCAAUGUCUGAUUAUUAUGCAAAAAUGGUCUUUUGUGAAGUCCUAAAUGGAUGCAAUUAAAGAGGAUCCCGGCUCUACUGACUAAAAACCUGAAA
This is a messenger RNA of Astyanax mexicanus (Mexican tetra), 2608 nucleotides long. It is a transcript of the gene cnot6l, whose product is annotated as CCR4-NOT transcription complex, subunit 6-like. The record is from RefSeq and is a predicted model, not a curated record. Gene Ontology annotation, biological process: nuclear-transcribed mRNA poly(A) tail shortening. Gene Ontology annotation, cellular component: CCR4-NOT complex; cytoplasm; nucleus. NCBI's taxonomy places the organism in Eukaryota, Metazoa, Chordata, Actinopteri, Characiformes, Acestrorhamphidae. The transcript is spliced from 12 exons. The coding region runs from base 136 to 1785 and encodes 549 amino acids. Gene Ontology annotation, molecular function: poly(A)-specific ribonuclease activity; protein binding.